CUCCCCUGUCUGUGGCAGAGGCUGCUCCAGAAAUGGCGCCAGGAGACCACCCGCGACCCAAGGCCCUAAUGCCGUGUCCUGCAGGGGGCACCCCCGGGCUCACUUACGCCGAGGGCAGCCAGCCCCCACCACAGACCUCCGCCGCCCCCAGCCCAAGGGAGGAGGAGCUGGAGCCACAGGAGGAGGGGGAGCAGGCAGAUACGGAACCAAUCACAGAACAGCAGCUGGAUGGGCUGGACCAAUCCGGGAACACUCUGGGAGUAUACAUUAUAGUGGCGGACCUGGUGUACUGGCGGGACACCCGCACCUCGGCGCUCGUCUUCACCGGCAUCAUGGUGACUCUGCUGAGCCUGCUGCACUUCAGCAUCGUCAGCGUGGGCUCCUACGGCGCCCUGGCCGUGCUGGGCAUCACCAUCACGCUGCGGCUGGGCCGCAAGGGGCUGCAGGCUCUGCGCCGCUCCGACGGCGCCAACCCCUUCCAGGCUCAGCUGGACGCCGACUUGCCGCUGUCCCAGGAGCAGCUGGAGCGCCUCGCCACGCGGCUCAGCCGGGACAUCCUGGCGGCCACCCACACCCUGCGCCGCCUCUUCCUGGUGGAGGAUCUGGUGGACUCGAUCAAGUUCGCCUUCCUGUUCUACAUCCUCACCUACGUGGGAGCCGUGUUCAACGGGCUGACGCUGCUCAUCCUGGGUGUGAUAAGUGCAUUUACUUUCCCCCUGCUCUACCGGCAGCACCAGGCACAGAUCGACCAGUACGUGGGGCUGGUGAGGAACCAGCUGAGUAACCUCAGAGCCAAGAUUCAGGCUAAGCUCCCAAGUGCCAAAGCGAAGCCAGAAUGAGCGACUGCCCCGGCCCGACUCACAGCAACGACGCCCCUGCCCCCCCACCCCGCUGCCACCCUCACCCCAGAACCAUCCCCCACCCCCACUGGUGACACCCCCCCACCCCAGGGAAAGGGGCCGCGGCCCCUCUCCUGGUCAGGAACCCGCCUACACUUCAGCCCCUGCGCUGCCCCCCCGGCCCUGCGUGUUGUGGGGCUGGGACAGGAAGCAGCUCCCUGGCCAUUCAGGGCUACGGGGGUGUGGGGGUGACUGAGAGGGGCCCCCGCGAUUCGGCCACCACCCUGGGCUGUAGCACCGGGUGCAGCCUGCCACAACAAGAGGCCCCUGCAUGCCACCCUCCGCUGUGGGCUGAGCCGCGCGGCCUGCUGGGCCCUGCCUGCUUCCUGCCUCCAAGCCGCAGCCCCAGCGUGAACCCGGCAGGGCCUGGCCCUGUGGGGUGCGGGUGGGGAAGGGGCAGGCCCCGGCUCCUCAGGGCUGGAGGGGUCUGAUUUCCCGGGGGGCUCGGACCCAAGUGUAUUCAGGGUCUGUGAUUGGUUGGGAGCCCAAGGGCUGGCAGCCUGUUGUGUCCGAGCCCCUCCCGCCCCACCCCCCACUGUUUUUAGUCCGGUGGUCCCUUCUUGGACUUGGCCUGGGGCCACCCCCUGGCGCCGUGGGGCAGGCGCCGCCCAGGUGCCCGCAAAGCUCCACUCAGAUUUACACUUUAAUAAAAACGCUGGUGGAAAAAAA
Messenger RNA from Chrysemys picta bellii (western painted turtle), 1568 nucleotides. NCBI's taxonomy places the organism in Eukaryota, Metazoa, Chordata, Testudines, Emydidae. The record is from RefSeq and is a predicted model, not a curated record.